AUGCAAUUUACAGCCCCAACAUCAACGACUUGGUUUCCUGCAGAGAGGCUUCAUGAACAGCCCUUUGGAACGGCCUAUGUCUAUCCCGCUGAUUCCAAGCAUGGUGUUAGUAUCUCUUUGCCUACUUGGGAUUCCACCAUUGCUUAUUUCGAGGAAGCUGAGGCUUGGAAAAAUAAACACAUAGAGUGGUGCUAUCCGAGAUUCUUUAUCAAUCGGCCUAUUCGAGAACUCGCGGAUGCAGCAUCGCAAAGACUCAACAUCGCGAAAGACGCAGACAUUGCAUACUUUCUAUUUCCCACAACAGCCAUCGCCCAGGAUUGCGCAAGGCAUGUCAUCAAGGAUAAUCAGUCAGUCGCAGUUGAUAUUGUACAUUUUAGGAAACCCGACGGCGAUUGCAAUGCAGAGACAGCCAAAGUCCUGGAUCUUGCCAGCUUCGCCAUGGCUAUAAUCCCCAAAGAAGCCAAGGUUUCCGCCAUGAUGUUCUGGAUUAACGUUGGAGGAGGGCUUACGACUAGACAUGCUACGUUCUCCAAAGAUUACAUUUGCUAUCUAGAGGUUGAAUCUAGUAACAAAAAGUUUCUAAUCGAGCCACCGAGGUCCAUAGACUCGCGUCUGCCGACUCCUUCCUGGAUAGGCGACAUUGCCUCCACGUCGAUGCAUGUCAAGUCGACGAUUGCCAAGCUGUCUACAUCGGAGAAUGCCGCCCAGCCUCAGGUGAAUGCGGAUGAUGUGAUCUUGUACCCAACCGGGAUGAAUGCAAUAUACCAUGCUUCCGAAGCUUUGGCCUCUCUUGCAACGACGUCAACCGUCGUAGCCUUUGGGUGGAUAUACGACGAAACGAUUCAUAAUCUGAAAAAUGGCCCUUGGGAAAAGUUCAUAGGCUACAAAAGGGGAACAAAGCAGGAUUUAGAGAAUCUCACGGGUCGUCUCAAGGCUGGUGAGCGUAUUGGCGCAUUGUUCUGCGAAUUGCCUAGCAACGUGUUUUUGUCAUCACCCCCUUUGCAGCGGUUACGAGAUCUUGCAGACGAAUAUGGAUUUUACAUUGCCUGUGAUGAUACCGUGGCUGGCUUCAUCAACCUUGACCCCAUGCCGUAUGUCGAUGUCGUGUUGACUAGCUUGACCAAAAUUUUCAGCGGAGCGUCGAAUGCUACGGGAGGAAGUGUUAUUAUUAACCCAGCCUCACGGGAUCACGACUCUAUUAAGGCGACUAUACAAGCUCGAUAUGAACACGCUUGUGUCUUUCCCCUCGAUACAAAAACCCUUAACCAUAACAGUAAACAUUUGAUUUGGCGGGCCAAACAAUGCAACCAAAACGCUCUUGCUGUUGUUGAAAUGCUUCAUGGCCACCCACUGAUCAAACGACUCAAUUAUCCUUCAGUUGAUGAAUCGUUGCCCAUCUACAAGAGCUUGAUGCGCAAAGACGGCGGCUACGGACAUGUCCUAAGCAUAAUUUUCCAUGAUGAGAAGAUUGCACAGCGCUUUUAUGAUAACCUGGACAUACCCAAAGGAUCCAGCUUCGGUACUAAUUUUACCAUUGCAGUGCCGUUCGCACUGCUAGUCCACUAUUAUAACCGAGAAAAAGUCGCCGCGUAUGGUUUGCCAGAGCAUAUUAUACGGUUCAGUAUCGGAUUAGAGAAUGUCGAGGAGAUCAAAACAGUCAUCCAAAGCGCGCUAGCAAAGGUUACAGAUCAGAAAAGAGAUUCUCGACUAUAA
Molecule: messenger RNA, 1713 nt
Organism: Talaromyces rugulosus
Lineage: Eukaryota; Fungi; Ascomycota; Eurotiomycetes; Eurotiales; Trichocomaceae
Exons: 5
Coding region: 1-1713 (570 amino acids)
Biological process (GO): transsulfuration
Molecular function (GO): pyridoxal phosphate binding; cystathionine gamma-synthase activity
Source: RefSeq, a predicted model, not a curated record